GCGUCGCACCGUGUGUUCGCGCCGCGUGUCUCCUCUCUCUCUACCGCUUCUCUCUACGUUGCAUAAAGUUGACAGUUCGCGUUGACACCGAUUUUGCGCUCGGCGUCGAGCGCGCGAUGCCCCGCAAAGGCGAGAACGCCAGGGCGGCGGGCUAAAUCCGAUCGCGCGACUUUCGCGCGUCUCCAUUAUUCGACGUUUUUCGCUUUUUUUUUCCUUCUCGACAGACUGAUUAAAUUUCAUCUUGAUUCUGACGGCUCGGUGAGGGAAUCUCUCACAUUUUUUGUCUCGCGGUCAAUAAUAGGCCGGUGCGCCGAGAGGGUGUCGCGGGUUCGCGCGUUCGUUGGAUCGCUGCGAUUUUCGAGACGCUCCACCGCUCGCGCUUUCACGCGUCGCGGCCGUGCUGUCGAUAAAAAUCUUCAUAUCAAUGGAACGUUAUUCCGCGCUGUGAUCAAUCAGUCCGCGGGCAUCGACUGGAUCCUCCGGCGAACGAAUUGCGAGUCGUUUUCGCGCGACUUUAGGUCGCGUCACUUUUAGGAGUAAAUUAAAUUUUAGAAUUUCAAGUUCUCUCUCUGUUCAUCGACUCCGCGCAGACUUCGAAUGAGCGCAUUACUAACCGCCGUUGUCACCGUGCCGCAUCUGUGAGAGUGUACGAAGGAGAGUAAACGAGAACGUUUCCGACAACGUUGGUUUUUGCAUUAACGUAAAUCGCUUAGAAGCGAAACUUGGUCGGGCGUGCGGUUUUGCUGGCUGGUCCAUGCCACUGCGAGGAUGCUGGCGUGCGUCUAUCCGCGAGAAAACUUCGAGGUGAAAACCGUGGCGGUAAAGCUCCAUCAAGGGAAAUCCAAGAGGAAGUCUAAAUCCGUCCCGGUGAAGGAAAAACUUCCUUCGGCCGCCGCAGAGACGGAAUGCAACAACGGCGAGCGUGCAGUAAGCAGCGAGUUAGCAGUGGGCGGGGGUGGUGCUGUGCUGGUGCUCAGCGAGCUUGAAAGCAUGGCGGCCAGGCAACAGCGGGAAAUCGCUCAGCAAAGGCGCCUCCUGGAGCAGAAAGAGGCCCGCUUAGCCGUGCUUCGAGGCGCACAGGAGCCAGCACAGCAGGACAGACUCGCCAGAUUGAGGCACAAGCUGGACCAGCAACAGAGCAAGCUGAAUCGACUGCGAUUACUCAGAUCGCAGACGGACCAGUCGCGUGUCAACAAUGCGACAUUGACCUCCGAUCUGGACUGCAUUAGGGCCCUGUUCAACGAGAAGGAGAAGGAACUCUCGUUGGCCGUGGCGAAGGUCGAGGAGCUGACGCGGCAGCUGGAGGAACUCCGAGGUCGUCAGAAUGCCCCCGCCGGUGGUGGAAGCGCCGGCAGCAUCGGGGGCGGCCUCACAGGUGCUACCGGCAAUGGACAUUUGGUCACCCCGGCCAGCGCUGAACUGGAGAAACUCAGGAGGGAGCUUAUGUAUCGCAAUAAAAUGAACGAACAGCAAAACCAAGUGGUGUCCCAACAACGGCAGGCCUUGGCGCAACGGCAGGCUGAGAUGGCGUCGAUAGACGCGCGAAUAGCUCAACUCCAGAGUCGUCUCCAGCGCAAGAGAGCGUUGAAUCAACGAUUGACGCAUCAGGUGGGUCCUAACGGCGGCGGCGGCGUUAACAACACAGGAUUCCCGGACACGAAGCUCGACGGUUUCAACAACGGCGGUAAGCUGAGACCGGCCGGCAACAUCGCCGCGAUCGAGCCGUAUUCGCACAUACCGAACGACAACGAUUUCAAUCUGAACAAAAACGACCCCAAGUACCAGACACUGCCAUACAACACCAAGUUCACGAUGAACUUCAAGGCUAUAGAAGACGACGUGAACAAAAAUAAAAUACAACACUCGGCGAGCGCCUCUCAGUUGGGACAGCGGCCGACCUUUCAGCAAUACGGGCACCAAAUCGUUCACAGCCAGUCGCAAUCGCACAUUCAGGGGCAAUCUCAAUUACUAGGAAGCAAUCAACAGCAACAGCAGCACAAUCAAAAUCUCGGCACUCAACCUACCACGAUUCAAUCGAGUUGCAACUACAAUAACAAUAACAACAACAAUAACAACAGCAACAAUCUCAUCUGUAACACUGCGCACAGCUUCAGCCCGGACAAUCUUCGUCUUCACCAAAGCCAUCAGCACCAACAGCAAUCGCAGACGCAGCAGCAGCAACAACAGCAUCAGAAUGGCAAUCUCCAACAGAAGCAACACAACGUGACCGGCAUUGGCGGCACAUCGACAACGUCGAAUCUCAUCGGUGUUACCGUUCCGUCGAUCGUGCAAACGACGCAGAAUCAGCAUCGAAAUCUGCAGCAGACCGUAGGUGGUCAUCAGAAACCGGUGUCGAGCGUGGCGCCAAGUUUUUCAGUCAAGUCGCAGAUCUAUCAGACCUCCUCAACCAAGAUCCAUCCGGUUAUGCCGCAGACAUUGAGCCUGCUGGGUCGCGGACAUAACAACGCGGCGCAAAACUACAUCGGCAAUAAUCAACAAUUAGCGGCGGCAAGUACGCAGUUGCAAUCCAACGUUGGGAAUCAGGAAGCGAAUUACAGGCAUGGUUACCCCGUCCAACAGCAGCAGCAACAACAGCAGCAAUAUCCAAAUCAGAUGACGAGCGUUCAUGCAUCUUCUCCGGCGGCCGUCUAUCAGAUUCAGAGUUCGUCGAAUCUCGUCGGUCUUCAUGGCACUGCCACCACCGCGACGACCUUCGGCAAUUCAUCUCAGAAGUAUAACCAAUCGUCGCAGGUGUUGAGUUCUAAUGAUCUCGCGCAAAGCCAGGAUCAAAUAUUGAACAAUCAGAAAGCCAAAUUCGAACCAAGUAAGAGUCAGGAUAAGUUUGAACAUACAUUACUGCCCAGCAAUAAACAUGAACAGCAACAGAUUAGGUAUGAUCAAAAUACGGGCAAGUACGAAAUUCAACAACAAAGCAGCAAGCACGAUCCAAUCGGAGGUCAGGCGAAACAUGAUCAGCACCUGCACAAUGUUAAAUACGAGCCUGGUUGUCAGAAUUCGCAACAGUAUACCAAACACGAGCAACAGCACGAAGGAAGAUUGUCGAACAAGUACGAUCACAAUCCAACAUUCAAGCACGAUCCUUCGAGUGCUGCCAGUCAGUAUAAACCGGAGUAUAAGUCUGAGUCGAACAAGUACGAGAGCAGCGGCCAGAGCAAAUUCGAGAUGGUGUCGGCCAAAUAUGAACCAAAUCCCGCGACGAAACAUGCGGGCGAUCAUGUGGCCGCCAAGUUCGAAACCCCCGCGAAAACACCGGACAGGCCGUUCGAAUUCGACAGGCCGGUGUCGAAGAGCAGCGACAGCGAGAGAAAGAAUUUCAAUGAGCCGCGAAUAGAAGACAAGACAAAACCCGCAUUGCCGCCGAAACCGAGCAAACCGAAUCCGCCACCAAGAUUGACUCAUCAUGAGAAAAUUGACGUGCCGUCGUCCGAAGGGAUCAACGAGUGCAAGAUGACUAAUGCAAAUCUUAAUUCAAGGUCGGAUAAGGACGAGGAUAUUCCGCCGAUUCCUACAUCGGAACCGCCUGAAUCUCCCACGGAGACCCAGCUGGCCAAUCAUCAGAUUAUCAAGGCUCGGCCGUUGACGCUGAAGAAAGUACCGAUAUCGGAGCAACCGAAGCUGAGAUACGCCAAAUCCAAUGUUCACGUGUCGAUAAAUCGGCGAAUUGAGAUGCCCCCGGCCUUCCUGUUUCCGGAGACAGAAAUCCCGGCGGAUCUCAUGCAGACUGAACAACAACAGCAGCAACAUCAACAGCAAGUCAUCGACACUACGGACAAUUGCAAAAACAUUAUCAGCGACGAUAUCGGCGACGGCGAGAGGCUGGAGGAAGCGGACAUCAUUGACGCUCUGAAUGUCAUCAAUAUAGAAGACAAGCCGACGAAGAUGAAGACUGACUCGGAAUUGACCGGGGGAAUCGGGGGCGAAACGGAGGUAGACGGAGGCAAGAUAUCAGAGGUAAUGAGGAGGAAGAAGGGAAAUCUCAAGUCGUCGAGUACGGGGGGCGGAGGUGGCAAGGUCAAUCUGUCCAGGCGGGUGUCGUUUGACCCACUGGCGCUGCUACUCGACGCUAGUCUCGAGGGAGAACUCGAGCUCGUAAAGAAAACCGCGAAAGAGGUCGCCAAUCCGAGCUCCGCCAACGACGAAGGCAUUACCGCCUUACACAAUGCUAUAUGCGCCGGUCACCUUGAGAUCGUCAAAUUUCUCGUAGAAUUCGGCUGCGAUGUCAAUGCCCAGGACAGCGACGGAUGGACGCCGUUACACUGCGCCGCCAGUUGCAACAAUCUGUCCAUGGUGAGAUUCUUGGUCGAACACGGUGCCUGCAUUUUCGCGACCACCCUUUCGGAUCAUGAGACCGCCGCGGAAAAGUGCGAAGAGGACGAGGAAGGAUUCGACGGAUGUUCGGAGUACUUGUACAGUGUCCAAGAAAAAUUGGGGAUAAUGAAUAACGGUCAAGUAUACGCGGUUUUCGAUUAUGAGGCGCAACACGCUGACGAACUCUCGCUGAAGAACGGCGACUCCGUAGUCGUACUUCGGAAGGGGGAUGAUAAUGAACGAGAAUGGUGGUGGAGCAAACUCGGACAUAAAGAAGGCUAUGUACCUCGAAAUUUAUUGGGGUUAUAUCCCAGAGUGCAGCCAGCGAAAGCGGUUGAUUAAAAAUGCUCGCAGAAUAUCCGAUGAUUACCACAGUAUUCGAUUUGCAGCUUUAUCUCGUUAAUUGUUAUAACACGAUACAUAGGCACAUUAGUAGCGUUAUUUAAUAGUAUUGCCAUCCGAGCGAAUACGGAUAUCACGAAGCGGGAAUCUACCCAAUUUUUUAACAGUGUAGUAAUCUUUUAAUUACAGCGUAUGUCAGUUUUUCUUAUAGUUUAUAAAAUGAGAUUGCGUCAUCGUGGAUUUUAAAUCGGCGGACGGCUACGAUUUGCCGUAAAUUCGCGAGCUGAAACGGAUUAUGCAGACACACGUCACCCGUAAUUAUUGACGAUACAUAAAACAUGGCAAUGCAUUUCUUUAAUGACUCUUUCUCUUCUCACGUUUUACAUAUGACAAACGUUUUAAUAACGGAUUGCACAAUUGGCCGGAUGUCUUAUCGGAUUUUAUGGCAUUCGUCACAAUUUGUAGCUGCAUUACACAUUCUCAACUCAACUUUCUGUUUGAAAGUUUAGUUAAGAAUUGAGAGAUGUCUCAUGUCUCUUAUUCACUCGUAAACCAUCAAAUUGUUUUCAUAGCGACAUGUUUUUAACGUGCAUUAUUCGGAUAUUGUGUGAUUUAUUUUGAAAAAUUAAUUUUAUUUGAUUGUUUUCUGGGAUUGGCAAAAGUGCGCGCUUAGCUUUAAUCCUUGUGAAAUUUCGAGAUAAUUUUUGUUAACAAGGGUUUCCUGCCCCGUAGUAAGUUAAGUUUUAGAUACGCAAAAAAAUUAUGGAAUAUUACUCGUUGUUUAAUGUAAAGUGUAUUUUACUUUCGUUUUUGUACCUGUACAAAAUUUCAAUUUAAGACUUAGUUUUUAAGAUAUCGAAUGUCCGAAUUUGAUAAGUUGUUGGAAAAAAGUAAUCGCGCGCGAUACUUUUCUUAAGAACGAUUGUUUCGAAAUUUCACAAAUGCUGUAUGUCCAUUUUUUUUUUACUGAUUUUGAAUCAUUCUGUGAUUUUACGCACGAGCAUUGGUUUUACGAGUUUUAUCGCUUUAAUUUGCUUCACCUAAAUGUUCAAGUUUAGAUGAGGUCAGAUUAUGUUUAUUUGCGCAGGAUAUUUUGAUUUAUAUAUUGUCGCGGAUUUCGCUUUCGAUCUUCGACCUUUUUUUUUUUUAAAGCUGUUCCUAAACGACGCGUAACGUAAUCUUGCCGAUAUGCACGAUGAACGAUACGAGAUAGCGUUUCAAACGACGAUGUGCAAUCAUAUUGAAAAACGUAAAUAGGGUACUAAAGAAAUAUCGAGGACACGUCUCGAUUACGCCCAACCGUACUGUUUCGAUAAUGCCUGAAAUGUCAUAUAAUACUUAGAUGGGCAUGUACAAGACGUCGAUCGUAAUGAUCGUCACUCGAUUGAAUAGACCGCUAUCAGGAAUUUUCUAAGCACCAUCGCUAUUGUGCCCUUGUAAUAGAUAUGUACAGGUGUAUCAUAUACGCGAAUGCGAGCCGCUUAGAGGAUUUCUGACUGCUUGUCAAGCGACAUAUGUGCCUUUCAAAAGUAAUAAUGGAUAUAUUAUAUAAGAAAAUACGAUAUAUUAUGACGAAUAAAUUGUUUUUAAUAAAAAAAAUACAAUUUUCGCGUUAGUCCAUUCCCUAUCAGGCGGAUUAUGAUAAAUGCGUUAGAAUUACGCUAUAAAUACAUAGUAACGCUAAUUACAACUACAUUCGUCGUGUAAAAAAAUACUCUCGCAAUAUAUAAAAAUAUUCGGCGAUACAAUGCUUUCGGAUACCUUAAAUAUAUUAAGUUAUAAUAAAUAGAGAAAGACUGCUGUACAAUACAAUGUAAAAUAGUGCUCGGUUACUUAACAUAGAAACAUGUCUUUGAUUCUAUAUAGUAUAUACAACCAGAUUAUACAUCUUUGUUUCAGUGAAUUUGUUUUAUGUGAAAGAAAUAAUUUAUAUAAAAAAGCUAAAAUACAUGCUAAAAUGCAUAUACGAACAAUUCUACAACAAAAUUAUGAUAUCAUUUAUGCAAAUGUUAUCCCGACAAAAUGUAAUUUCAAGUUAUUCUUAUUUACAUUCCAACAAAUCUUAUCAAUUAACAAAAUUAUUUCCUUAAAGAUUUCUAUUGAGCAUCGACUAAUUCUUGAAUAGCAAUCUUUACCCGCUUCCUUCUUUAUUAUAUACCCUCAAUAAAAUACUUUCCCACUAGAAAAUGCAAUUUGUACUUGUUUUCUGUACUUUAAAACUGUAACAAUUAUCGAAAAGUUAAAAAAUCUCUUUUAUUCAUGAGUUAAUAUAAAUUAUCGGUAGUUUAAAGUAGAAAUGUUUUAAAGUGAAUAUAUCAAGACAUGUUUUGUAUCAGCCAGCGUCAAAAAGUAAACAAUAUAUAUUAAUAAAAUUUCAUAUAUAUUAUCCACGCGUCUGUAUACGUAAGCGCAGUCGUUGACUGGAUAAAUAUAUA
Temnothorax curvispinosus is the source of this 7106-nucleotide messenger RNA. It is a transcript of the gene ASPP, whose product is annotated as apoptosis-stimulating of p53 protein 2. The transcript has 11 exons. Gene Ontology annotation, biological process: regulation of apoptotic process. The record is from RefSeq and is a predicted model, not a curated record. Lineage: Eukaryota; Metazoa; Arthropoda; Insecta; Hymenoptera; Formicidae. Bases 769 to 4671 code for a protein of 1300 amino acids. Gene Ontology annotation, cellular component: nucleus. Gene Ontology annotation, molecular function: p53 binding.